UCACUAAAUUGGUUUAUAAAAAUUGCGUGCAAAGCUUCGCGCUAAAACUGUGACGGAUCAGUUACGAAUAGUUUCUAUGUCAGAAAAUUCGAUCACAAAUCUGUCACUAUGGGUGAGAUGCUAUCACCGUGACUGUUUUGUCACAGAUCUGUCAUAAAACUUCAGUCACUAAAGCCCGUUUUUCUUGUAAUGAGUAUAUAAUACGAUAGGUUCGAGUUGAGGAAUAAGGAGGGUUUGGCAUCCUCGGGCUAGGUAUGGAACUAUUCACCCUUUUUUCUAGUCAAAUAUUUGAUGUGUAUUAAACGUGCAUUAUCUACUAUGGCUAUGGCUACAGCUAGAAAGUCAAAGUCAACCCCCCAUUAUCCUCUUCAUCCUAUAAAUGUAGCAACUCAUCUCUCCCUUUCUCUUCAUAACAGACAUAGCUGAGAAGAUGAAGGCCGCAGCAGUGAUCUCUCUCUCCUCCCUCCUCCUCGUCACCCUCGUUGCGUUCUCUCCCUCACUGUCUUCGGCUGCAUCUCCGCCGGCCAAGCCCCUUGACAUAUCGGGGCAGACACUCCUUACUGGCACCGGCUACUAUAUCCUCCCCGUAGUCCGUGGGCGUGGUGGCGGUGUCACGUUGGGCCAGCCCCGGAAUGGCACCUGUCCCCUCGGUGUGGUCCAGGACCAGUUUGAGGUGUCCAACGGCCUCCCCGUGACAUUCUCCCCUGCCAGUGGGAAGAAGGGAGUGAUCCCCCUUUCCACCGAUUUGAACAUCAAGUUCUCAGCGGCAAGCAUCUGUGUCCAGUCCACAGUGUGGAAGCUUGGACCCCACGAUGACAAGACGGGGCAGUGGUUCGUGACCACGGGAGGGGCGGAAGGGAAUCCCGGGAGGGAGACGAUAAGCAACUGGUUCAAGAUCGCGGAGUUGGGCAAAGAUUACAAGCUCGUGUUUUGCCCCACCGUGUGUAACUAUUGCAAAGUCGUGUGCCGGGACGUCGGGAUCUAUGUGGAUGGCGCGACGAGAAGGUUGGCAUUGAGCGAUGUUCCCUUUAGGGUCAUGUUCAAGAAGGCUUGACGAGGAACUCUUGAGUUGAAGAAAACAGCCAAAAGCUUAGAAGAAAAAUAAAUUACGAAAAAAGUAAAAUAAACUAUAAUAAGUUGUAAACAAGAUGUACUCGAUUGAAUGGAUAGUUUGGUAGAUCUUUUCUGUAAGGGUGCAAAUGUGGGUGGCAUUUCAUUGACAGUGAUGGAAGAUAUGCCGUAAACAAUUUUACUUUUUGCAAUUAAAAAAAAAAACCACUACUUUGAUAUUUGGAUUUUUUUUUCCAUUUUUUUUUCUUGGUCGUCUCUCUUAACCCGGUUGGAAUCAAGAGGACUUGUGUUAAGGUGAGCUUUCUUCAAGUCAAAAGGUCCCCAUAUUUUUUACUUUAAUGACUAGUGAAGGAAUACGAGAUAUCAUAUCACAAAAAAUAAAUAGUUCAUGGCAGAUCUUGGAUCUUGUAAAAUGAUUAGUC
This is a messenger RNA of Punica granatum (pomegranate), 1493 nucleotides long. NCBI's taxonomy places the organism in Eukaryota, Viridiplantae, Streptophyta, Magnoliopsida, Myrtales, Lythraceae. The record is from RefSeq and is a predicted model, not a curated record.